UCCAUCCACCGCCCCCUUCUGCUGCUCGUUUUAAUUCCCUCUUGCUGCUCACCAACUUCUACUCUACUCCCACCAUUUCGUCAUCGCCUCGCCUUGCUAUCCUGCUCAUCGUCCACCUCUCCUUCUCCCAUCCAACCCGAGAUCUUUUUCUUCUCUCAGGCAUCGCCUCGCCUCGCCUCGUCGCGUCGCGUCUUCCCUUCGUCCCCAGAUAACCUGAGCAAGACGGUGGAGAAGCUGUCAAAUGUUUCUAGAGGAGCUCAAGAAACCAACAGAAAGCUCUAUCAGGGAGUGUUCCCAAUUCAGAUUAUGCAAAUGAGUGGAUGGUUACUGAAGAUUGUUCAUUGGGAAAACUUAAAGUGUGUGUGCAUGGAAGUUCAUGGCAAUCGUCGCAGCAGUCCAACAUGCCUUGUGCUGUGGACGAUUUUGAUAUCCUGCCUAUUGACAACAUGUUAUGGCAGUAUCCAGAAACAAGUUCUCUUGCCAGGGUUUGCUGCCGCGCAAAUGGACUACAUUGAUAAUGAUGGGAUAUUUCUUCUUUCUAAUAACUCUGUCUUUGGCUUUGGUUUUGUCACGAGCAAUGUCUCAGACAACACGUUCUACCUUCUUGCGGUGGUUCACCUGGACACUACUACCACCGUCUGGUCUGCCAAUUCCAACUCUCCUGUCUCCCAUUCAGACAAUUUUGUUUUUGACAAGGGUGGCAACGCCUCCCUGCAGUCAGGAGGCUCCAAUGUAUGGGCUACCAAUAUCUCGGGGAAAGGGACUGCCACCUCUAUGCAGCUACUGGACUCUGGUAAUCUUGUAGUGCUUGGGGAAGAUCCGUCUUCUCCUCUUUGGCAAAGUUUCAGUCAUCCAACAGACACACUUCUGUCUGGUCAGAAUUUCAUUGAUGGGAUGACGCUGGUGAGCAAGUCCAACACACAGAACGUUACCUAUACACUUCAAAUCAACUCUGGGAACAUGAUGUUGUACGCGGGCUUCGAGACACCGCAACCUUACUGGUCUGCACAGCAGGAUAGCCGAAUAAUCGUCAACAAGAACGGUAACAACAUAUACUCUGCAAACCUCAGUUCAGCUUCUUGGUCCUUCUAUGAUCAAUCAGGGUCCCUUCUAUCACAAUUAGUCAUUGCGCAAGGAAGUGCCAACGCCACAUUGUCUGCUGUCCUUGGUAGAGAUGGAUUGAUUUCCUUUUAUAUGCUGCAGGGUGGGAAUGGCAAGAGUACUUUGCCAAUUACAGCUCCGGCAGAUUCUUGUGACAUGCCAGCCCACUGCAAUCCAUAUACCAUUUGCAGUAGUGGGACUUGCCAGUGCCCUUCAGCCCUUGGCUCGUUUGCAAACUGCAACCCUGGUGUCAUAUCAGCAUGCAAAUCUAACGAGGAGUUUCGGCUGGUUCAACUGGAUAGUGGUGUUGGUUAUGUCGGCACUAACUUCUUCCCACCUGUGGCUAAGACAAACCUUACAGGAUGUAAGAAUGCUUGUAUGGGCAACUGCUCCUGCCUUGCUGUGUUCUUUGACCAACCUUCAGGCAAUUGCUUCCUUUUCAAUCAGAUCGGAAGCUUGCAGCAGAAAGGUGGAAACACAACUCGUUUCGCAUCUUUUGUCAAGGUAUCCAGCAGAGGAAAUGGUGGGAGUGAUAGUGGCAGUGGGAGGCGUGAUAUCGUUAUUGCUGUCAUUAUACUCGGAACUUUGGCUAUCAUAGGCAUCCUUGUUUAUAUUGGUUUCUGGAUCUACAAGAGGAAGAGGCAUCCUCCACCCUCACAAGAUGAUGCUGGUUCAUCUGAAGAUGAUGGAUUUUUGCAAACGAUAUCUGGGGCACCGGUGCGGUUCACUUACAGGGAGCUCCAGGAUGCAACUAGCAACUUCUUGAACAAGCUUGGUCAGGGAGGGUUUGGAUCUGUGUAUCUUGGUACACUCCCAGACGGCAGUCGCAUUGCUGUAAAGAAGCUAGAAGGCAUAGGCCAAGGGAAGAAAGAGUUCCGCUCCGAAGUAACGAUCAUUGGCAGUAUCCAUCACAUCCAUCUUGUCAAACUCCGAGGGUUCUGCGUAGAGGGAUCACACAGGCUCCUCGCGUACGAGUACAUGGCAAAGGGAUCACUGGAUAGGUGGAUCUUCCAUGCUCAAGAAGGUGAUGAUCACCUUCUUGACUGGGAUACAAGGUUCAACAUUGCACUUGGAACUGCCAAGGGAUUGGCAUACCUCCAUCAGGACUGCGAUUCAAAGAUCGUGCACUGUGACAUUAAACCUGAGAAUGUUCUUCUCGACGAGAACUUCGUCGCCAAGGUGUCCGACUUCGGCCUCGCCAAGCUGAUGACCAGGGAGCAGAGCCAUGUCUUCACCACGCUCAGAGGCACACGCGGGUACCUCGCGCCCGAGUGGCUCACCAACUACGCCAUCUCAGAGAAGAGCGACGUGUACAGCUACGGGAUGGUCCUGCUGGAGAUCAUCGGCGGGAGGAAGAGCUAUGACCCCGGGGAGGACUCCGAGAAGGCCCACUUCCCUUCCUUCGCCUUCAAGAAGCUGGAGGAAGGCGAGCUCCGGGACAUCUUUGACGCCAAGCUGAGGUACAACGAUAAGGAUGGACGCGUCGAGACGGCGAUCAAGGUCGCGCUGUGGUGCAUCCAGGACGACUUCUACCAGAGGCCGUCCAUGUCGAAGGUGGUGCAGAUGCUGGAGGGCGUCUGCGACGUGCCCCAGCCGCCGGUGUCGUCCCAGAUCGGGUACAGGCUCUAUGCCAACGCCUUCAAGUCCAGCAGCGAGGAGGGGACUUCGUCAGGGAUGUCGGACUACAACAGCGACGCUCUGCUCUCAGCUGUGAGGCUCUCUGGCCCCAGAUGAUGUGAGUCCCAUGUACAGUGCAGUGUUUAGUUUAGGUUGCAAGUGUUCAGUUUUGUUCUAGUGUCCGGUGCUUUUGGUGAUCAUUUGCUUAGAGUUUUGUACAUACUGCCUCCAUUUCAUAUUGUAGGACUUUCUAGCUUGGUCUAAAUUUAUCAAUUGAUGAAUGUAUAUAAUUU
Oryza brachyantha (malo sina) is the source of this 3011-nucleotide messenger RNA. RefSeq names its product G-type lectin S-receptor-like serine/threonine-protein kinase SD2-5. The record is from RefSeq and is a predicted model, not a curated record. Gene Ontology annotation, biological process: protein phosphorylation. Lineage: Eukaryota; Viridiplantae; Streptophyta; Magnoliopsida; Poales; Poaceae. Bases 307 to 2835 code for a protein of 842 amino acids. The transcript has 3 exons. Gene Ontology annotation, molecular function: protein serine/threonine kinase activity; ATP binding.